UUCUAGUCCAGCAGCUAGUCCACGGCUUUGGCCACAAUGGGCCUUUCCUGAAAUGACUGUGGCUCCAGGACCAGGCCCUGCCUGCUGAUAACUCUGCCCUUGCCCAGGAGGAGGUAGGAUUGGGGAGGAGAAGAUGGCCCCUGUGCUGCUGUCACCUGAGACCCCGCAGGAAGCAGUGACCUUCAAGGAUGUGGUGGUGGACUUCACCCAGGAGGAAUGGACUUACCUGGACUCCUCUCAGAAGGAGAUUUACAGGGAUGUAAUGCUGGAGAACUAUAGUAACUUGGUCUCUCUGGGACUUGCAUUUUCCAAACCAUACAUCAUCUACCAGUUGGAGAGAAGGGAAGCACCAUGGAUUCCAGAGGGAGACAUACCAAGGAUUAGCCAUCCAGAUUGGGAUACUCGGCAAGAAUCAAAGGAACCCACUCCAAAAUUGAGCAUUUCAAUGGAACAGUCAUCCCUGGAAAUACUUAAGAGGGAUAGUCUGCUCUUUCCCCCACAGGGACAAUGUAGGAAAUAUGGUAUCAUGCCACAGAGACAUCUGACCAAUGAAGAAAAGCAUUUCUGGCAAGUCAAAAUCACACCAAAGGAACAUCCCAAUAAAUCUAGAGUCUGUGAACAAAUGAGUUAUGACAGGACCUUCAAUCCAGGACCAAUCUUUUCCCCACGGCAGCUAGCUAGAAAGAGUCUGAGUCCAUGUGACACCUGUGGAAAGUACUUUAGGCUGCACAGAGAUAGACCAAAAUGUAGUAGUAGAUGCUUAAAGAAAACAGCCAAAUAUAAUGAAUAUGGGAAAUGCUAUAAGCAUAAUUCAGCUUUUGUUGACAGUUGUGGAAGAGGUGCAGUAGAGAAAAUUUAUGACCGUAAUGGAUGGAAGAUCUCAAGGAAACAGUGUAUUCUUCCUGAGAAAAUUCAUUCUGGAGAGAAAACUUAUGAAAGUAAUGAAUGUGGAAGUACCUUUUGCCUAAGGAUUGAUACUCUCAAAUAUCAGAAUAUUCAUAACAGUGACAAACCUUAUGAAUGUAAUGUAUGUGGGAAGACAUUUCGGCUAAAAGCCCAACUAAAUCAACAUCAGACAAUUCAUAGUGGUGAGAAACCAUAUAAAUGUAAUGAAUGUGGGAAGGCCUUUAGACUCAAAGGACAACUUACUGAACACCAGAAAAUUCACACUGGUGAGAAACCUUAUAAAUGUAAUGAAUGUGGGAAAGCCUUCUGCCGGCGCUCAAACCUUACUGAACAUCAUAGAAUUCAUACUGGUGAGAAACCUUAUCAGUGUAAUGAAUGUGGGAAAGCCUUUCAACUAAAAGGACAUCUUAAUGAACAUCAGAAAAUUCAUAGCGGUGAGAAACCUUAUAAAUGUAAUGAAUGUGGUAAGGCCUUCUGCCACCGCACAUACCUUACUAAACAUCAGAAAAUUCAUUCUGGUCGGAAGCCUUAUGAAUGUAAUGAAUGUGGGAGGGCCUUCUGCAUGAGCACAGCUCUAACGGUACAUCAGAGAAUCCAUACUGGUGAGAAACCCUAUGAAUGUAAUCUAUGUGGGAAAGCCUUUAGAGUUAAAGCACAGCUUAAUCAACAUCAGUCAAUUCAUACUGGUGAGAAACCUUUUGAAUGUAAUGAAUGUGGAAAGGCCUUUAGACUAAAAGGAUGGCUUACUGAACAUCAGAAAAUUCAUAGUGGAGAGAAACCUUAUCAGUGUAAUGAAUGUGGCAAGGCCUUCUGCAAGCGCUCAAACCUUACUGAACACCAGAGAAUUCACACUGGAGACAAACCUUACGAAUGUAUUGAAUGUCAGAAGGCCUUUAGCCAGAAACUAAAGCUUUUUCAACAUCAGAGAAUUCAUACUGGUGAGAAACCUUAUGAAUGUAAUGAAUGUGGAAGGGCCUUUUGCCUAAGCACAACUCUUACAGAACACCGGAGAAUUCAUACUGGAGAGAAACCUCAUGAGUGUGUUGAAUGUGGAAAGACCUUCCGUCUAAAAGCACAGCUUAAUCAACAUCGAAGAAUUCAUACUGGAGAAAAACCUUAUAAAUGUAAUCAGUGUGGGAAGGCCUUUUGUAAGCAAUCAAACCUUACUGACCAUCAGAAAAUUCAUACUGGAGAGAAACCUCACGAAUGUAUUGAAUGUGGGAAGGCCUUCAGCCAGAAAAUAAAGCUUACUCAACAUCAGACAAUUCAUACUGGUGAGAAACCCUAUGAAUGUAAUGAAUGUGGGAAAUCUUUCCGACUGAGCACAGGACUUACUGAACACCACAGAAUUCAUACUGGGGAGAAGCAUUAUGAAUGUAAUGAAUGUGGGAAGACCUUCCGCCUAAAAGCACAGCUUAAUCAACAUUGGAGAAUUCAUACUGGAGAGAAACCUUAUGAAUGUGAUAAAUGUGGAAAGGCCUUUGGACAUAGGUCAGGACUUACUCAACAUCAGAAAAUUCAUACUGGACAGAAACCUUAUGAAUGUAAUGAAUGUGGGAAGGCCUUCAGAUGGAUCACAGGACUUACUCAACAUCAGAGAAUUCAUACUGGAGAGAAACCUUAUGAAUGUAAUGAAUGUGGGAAGGCCUUCUAUUGGAAUACAGCUCUAACGAAACAUCAGAAAAUGCAUUCUACGAUUCAUACUGGUGAAAAACCAUAUAAAUGUAACAAUUGUGGAAAGGCCUUUCGACUAAAAGGACAACUUAAUGAACAUCAGAAAAUUCAUACUGGUGAGAAACCUUAUAAAUGUAAUGAAUGUGGGAAGGCCUUUUGCAGGCGUUCAAACCUCACUGAACAUCAGAGAAUUCACACUGGUGAGAAACCUUAUGAAUGUAAUGAAUGUGGCAGGGCCUUCUGUCUGAGUGCAGCUCUUACUAAACAUCAGAGAAUUCAUACUGGUGAGAAACCCUAUGAAUGUAAUCUAUGUGGGAAAGCCUUUAGACUUAAGGCACAGCUUAAUCAACAUCAAUCGAUUCACACAGGUGAGAAACCAUUUGAAUGUAAUGAAUGUGGAAAGGCUUUCCGUCAAAAAGGACAGCUUAAUGAACAUCAAAAAAUUCAUACUGGUGAGAAACCUUAUCAAUGUAGUGAAUGUGGCAAGGCCUUCUGCAGGCGUUCAAACCUCACUGAACAUCAGAGAAUUCAUACUGGUGAGAAACCUUAUGAAUGUAAUGAAUGUGGGAGGGCCUUCUGCCUCAGUACAACUCUUACUGAGCACCAGAGAAUUCAUACUGGUGAGAAACCUCAUGAAUGUAUUGAAUGUGGGAAGGCCUUCCGCCUAAAAGCACAGCUUAAUCAACAUCGAAGAAUUCAUACUGGAGAAAAACCUUAUAAAUGUAACCAAUGUGGGAAGGCCUUUUGUAGGCGCUCUAACCUUACAGAGCAUCAGAAAAUUCAUACUGGAGAGAAACCAUAUGAAUGUUUUGAAUGUGGGAAGGCCUUUAGCCAGAAAGUAAAACUUAUUCAACAUCAGACAAUUCAUACUGGUGAGAAACCUUAUGAAUGUAAUGAAUGUGAGAAAUCCUUCCGUCUGAGCACAGCACUUACUGAACACCAGAGAAUUCAUACUGGAGAGAAACCUUAUGAAUGUGGUGAAUGUGGCAAGGCCUUCCGACUAAAAGCACAGCUGAAUCAACAUCGGAGAAUUCAUACUGGGGAGAAACCUUACGAAUGUGAUAAAUGCGCGAAGGCUUUCUGUUGGGGCACACAGCUCAUAGAACAUAAAAGAAUUCAUUCUGGAAUAAAACCUUAUGAAUGUAGUGAAUGUGGAGUGUCAUUCCACCUGAGAAAAGAGUAUACUCAACAUCAGAGAAUUCAUUCUACAAAGAAAAUAUAUGGAUAUGAUUGAGGGAAGGCUUUGUUCCUGAGCAAGCAUUGUACUCAUCAUCAGCUUGUACUAAUCAGAAAAAAAAAAAACCCAUAUAUUUGAUGAAUAUGGAAAGCCUUUAAAUCAGAGCACAAAACUAAUUCAACAUCAAAUGAAUAUAAAAAUAUGGAUAUAACAAACCAAUGAAAUGCUCAAGCUAGAGUUAUCAUCCUUUACUAAAAAUUAGACAAUUGAAACUUAGGGAAACCCUUUCUCACAGUAGCUAUCCCAGCCCUAUUCCUUCUCAUAUCUACAAUACCAAACUUAUUCCAUGACUUAGACUCAAUUACUGAAAAAAUUCAUGACAGUCUCCUAGAUGCUCCCUCAGCUUGCCUACUUAACCUUUUAUCUGAAAGCUAUCAACCACACACACUCAUUUCUGUCACAAAGGAAAAAAUAUACUUUCCUUGCUUUAAGAUUAUUUUCUCACUCCAACUUAAUCCCACUGCCCCCCCCCCCUUGCUAAUUCCAGGAUAUUACUCCAGCAAUGAGGCUUCUUCACUGUAUUCAUCUAGAUCAAGAUAUUCCCAGCACUCUACAGUUAAACUAUCCAGUUAAAGAAAUGCUGAUUUUAAAAAAUAUAUGCAAUUCACUAUGCUUCUAUAGAUACAGACAAAACCUUUUUUUAAGCCCUGGUCUUCUCAGAGAUUACUUUUGAAAGUAGAGGACACUUCAGUGAAUUAGCAUGUGAUGGGAAGGUAGGUAGUCCCAACUAAGGGGAUCCCAAAGAGAUCCCAGUUAUUACUGGGUGGCUAUGGAGUUGACCAUUAAACGAAGCUAACAGGGUUUUAAAAGGUGAAGUGAAGAGUGCAUUUCAAGAUGUAUAGAUUUGUUUUGCUUUUCUAUGCUUGAUAUUAGGGAGGGUUCUGUGGUGGGGGAGUUCUAUCGUGGUGGACAGUCAUAAUAGAAAUACAAACACAUGGCAAUACAGCAUUUUAAAGAAUUUUUCCUUUUCAUUAUUAUGUAUUUGGCAAACAUCAAAAACAUGAACAUUUCCUUAGACUAAGAGAUUGUUAACUUUUUCACGUUAGAGAUUCCUUUGGCAGCCUAGUCAAUUCCAUGGAUCUUCUUCUUAUUUUUUUUUAAUUCAUAAUGGAAAAGAAAUGUUAAACUUUAGAAGUUGUAAAAAGUAAAAUAAAGAUGUAAUUUCCCCCCAUUGUCUGAAAUCUACUCCUAGACUCCAGGUUAAGAAUACCUGCCCUGGGCAAAGAAUAGAAAAAGGAAUGAAUAUGAACAGUAAUUCUCCACUAUUUAUAGAUUGGAAUUUUUGUGUGUUUUUCUAAAUUUUACAUGGCAGUUUCAACACUGCC
Molecule: messenger RNA, 5142 nt
Organism: Trichosurus vulpecula (common brushtail)
Lineage: Eukaryota; Metazoa; Chordata; Mammalia; Diprotodontia; Phalangeridae
Product: zinc finger protein 721-like
Exons: 6
Coding region: 134-3814 (1226 amino acids)
Biological process (GO): regulation of transcription by RNA polymerase II
Molecular function (GO): RNA polymerase II cis-regulatory region sequence-specific DNA binding; DNA-binding transcription factor activity, RNA polymerase II-specific
Source: RefSeq, a predicted model, not a curated record